CUUUUCUCCAUUACAGAAAAAGAGCUAAAAAUUUUCUAGUGGCAGAGAUGACUGCCGCUGUAAGUUCGCCGGUUUUCUCACCGUCGAGGAUUACUGUCACCUGCAAGACCUCGCCGAGAACUCUAACCUUCAGCCGACAACAAUUCUCCACUGCGUUAGCCGAUUGUUUGUCGUCCCCAGCUUCAUCUUCUUCGCCUUUGCGGAGGUUCCAGCGAGGGGCCAGUUGCCUCGGAAUCAUUAAGGAGCUCUGCGCUCCUCCGUUUCCGGCCUUCGAAUCUGAAGCCACCUCACUUUCUCUCUCUGCUGCUUCUUCGUGCUCUUGCUCACCCCCGGUUGCAGCCUCGAAUGUGUGUGUUUCUACUUCACUUUUGAAGAGGAAGAGGCCCACACGAUUGAAUAUUCCGAUGUUGGGAUCGUCGGCUAUCGAGCCGCCGGUGUAUUCCGAUGGCCGGCGGGAGGUGGAGGCAGAGAGUGCGCGGUAUUCGGUUUAUUGUAAGAGGGGGAGGAAGAGGAUUCAGAUGGAGGAUCGAUACAGCGCGGCACUAGAUCUGGUCGGAGAUCCCCAAAUGGCGAUAUUUGGUAUUUUCGAUGGUCACGGGGGAUCAAAGGCCUCCGAAUUUGCAUCUAAAAAUCUCGGGGAUCGUAUAUUGAAGGAGGCGAUGAGGGGAAGAGGAGAGGAAGGUGGUAUUAUGAUAGAGGAAGCGGUAAGAAAUGGAUAUCUGGGAACCGAUGUAGAGUUCCUGAAGGACAACGCGAAUGGAGGAACUUGCUGCGUUACCGCUUUUGUCAGAGAUGGAGAUCUCAUCGUCUCAAACGCUGGCGACUGCCGUGCUGUGAUGAGCUUCUCCGGUGAAGCUAAGGCGCUCACUUCCGACCACCGCCCCUCAAGGGAGGACGAGAAGGACAGGAUCGAAAGCCUUGGUGGUUAUUUAGAUUGCUCUAGAGGCGUAUGGAGAUUGCAGGGUUCCUUAGCUGUCUCGAGGGGAAUUGGAGAUUCCCAUCUCAAGCAAUGGGUUACAGCAGAACCAGAGACUUGUGUGAUCAAGAUUGAACCUGAGUGUGAAUUUUUAAUUCUAGCUUCUGAUGGCCUUUGGGAAAAGGUUAGUAACCAGGAGGCCAUUGAUGUAGCUCGACCUAUCUGUAUGGAUCCCCAGAGACCAUCUUCACUCUCAGCUUGCAAGAAGCUUGUUGAGCUAUCUGUUUCUCGAGGUUCGGUGGAUGACAUUAGUGUCCUGAUAAUUCAGUUGGGACAUUUUCUGAAACAAGUUCAAUAAUUUCUGCUCGAGGAAAGCUCAUUUUGUUCGCCAAUACAAUAUUGACCAACAGAAGCCAUAAGCUCACCCUCAGAAGAGCUGUAACCUAGUAGAUGGAUCGAACCUGUGUACGGCUUAUUGAUUCGAAUUCAGCGGGUGGUUUAAAUGAUUCAACCCCACCCUCAGAAGAGCUGUAACCAUUCUUUGCUUGCGAGAAGCUUUUCAGUUGCUACGGGUAUACUGUUAUCAUACAACGGUUGAUAACUUGGCUUCUGUUCAAACUUUCUAUGUUUACGAUCUUUGAUACAGGCAGUGUUCAAUUUUACCUGUGUUCGUUCGUCACAAGCCAUAAGCUUUGUAGAGAUGAUGGCUUCUUUAUCCUUUGUAACUUUGAAACAUAUAUAAUUGAUGAUUAACAUUAAUGAAAACUUUAUUAUUAUUGUUAUUAUUUUCACCAUAAAAAGUUCUUCUCAGAUGAUCUAU
Molecule: messenger RNA, 1736 nt
Organism: Phalaenopsis equestris
Lineage: Eukaryota; Viridiplantae; Streptophyta; Magnoliopsida; Asparagales; Orchidaceae
Product: probable protein phosphatase 2C 2
Exons: 4
Coding region: 48-1274 (408 amino acids)
Biological process (GO): protein dephosphorylation
Molecular function (GO): cation binding; protein serine/threonine phosphatase activity
Source: RefSeq, a predicted model, not a curated record